Messenger RNA from Trifolium pratense (red clover), 1024 nucleotides. Its product is annotated as rRNA-processing protein fcf2-like. Lineage: Eukaryota; Viridiplantae; Streptophyta; Magnoliopsida; Fabales; Fabaceae. Gene Ontology annotation, molecular function: RNA binding. The record is from RefSeq and is a predicted model, not a curated record. The transcript is spliced from 6 exons. Gene Ontology annotation, biological process: RNA processing. The coding region runs from base 193 to 798 and encodes 201 amino acids. Gene Ontology annotation, cellular component: nucleolus.
CCUACUCUCUCUUCUUUCACGCUUCGUCUAAGUUCUUACCCUCUUCGUCCGCCUCUCUCUGAAAAGCGACUAAGCGACGGAGGUACGCUCCAUUCCCUCCAACACCGGUCACCGGCGGCGAAGGCGAUUUUCCGGCCACUUCUCAAUCUCCACGACGGUUUUCUGUUUUUGAAAAGGUAAGGUAACUUAGGAAUGGCAGAGAAGAAACCAGUCGUCGGCCUCUCAUGGCAACCACAGUUGGCUAUUCAAUCUAUGUCCAAGGCUACAUAUCUUCCAUCUCACACCAAACCUCAAAUCGAGGCACCAACUAGCACCCUUUGGAAACCCAAUUCAGAAUUGGUUAAUGGGCUAUUUGUUCCUCCCAACGAUCCCCGAAAAGUAAACAAGUUACUGAGACAGCAAGUUAAGGAUACUCUUGGGAAAGAUUGGUUCGACAUGCCUGCUCAAACCAUCACCCCUGAGUUGCAGAGAGAUUGGAAGUUGCUAAAGUUGAGGGGUGUCAUAGAUCCAAAGUUGCACUUCAAGAGGUCUGAUUCAAAAAAUUCCAAGACUCUUCCAAAGUAUUUUCAGAUGGGAACAAUUGUAGAUUCUCCAGUAGACUACUAUACAGGCAGAUUAACAAAGAGAGAGAGGAAAACAUCCAUUGCGGAAGAGUUUCUUGCUGAUCAAACAAGUGCAGCUUACAGGAAACGGAAGGUUCGAGAAAUUGAAGAGCAGCGGAAACCAGGUGGGAAUCCAAACUGGAAGAUCCAAGGUACGGCUACUCGUAAGCGCGCAAAAGAAAGGAGGAAGUUCUGAAUUUCACACACUUUUUGGAGUAUCCAACAUUUGGAGUUCAUUACAUUCACAAUCUUGUUCACAUGCCAAAAAAAUUAAUGCUAAAACAUAUUACAAUUAUCGAGUUCAUGUAAAAAUAUUUAAAAAACCUACUGGUUAUAUUCUGUCAGUUUAUAUCAAUUGUGGUCAAUGUUGAGUCUCAUUUUUGUAUUAUGGAACGUUAUGUUUUUAAUUUCUUUCACCUUCA